Messenger RNA from Populus nigra (black poplar), 3292 nucleotides. RefSeq names its product cuscuta receptor 1-like. The record is from RefSeq and is a predicted model, not a curated record. Bases 31 to 3147 code for a protein of 1038 amino acids. The transcript is spliced from 9 exons. Lineage: Eukaryota; Viridiplantae; Streptophyta; Magnoliopsida; Malpighiales; Salicaceae. Gene Ontology annotation, molecular function: protein binding.
AUUAAUAUUGUAAUAGUUGAUAUUAAUAAGAUGGGACUGUUCCUUCAGAUGUUGACGGUACUGUUAGUAAUUAUGACGGUUUCCUUGGAAGGAUGGGUGGCUCUUGGUUGCUUGGAGGAAGAGAGGAUCGCUCUGUUGCACCUCAAAGAUUCUCUUAACCAUCCCCAUGGCACCUCCCUUCCCUCCUGGAGAAAAGGCGACGCCCACUGUUGUGAUUGGGAAAGUAUUGUCUGCAACAGCAGAACAGGCCGAGUCACCGGACUCUAUCUUUGGAGCGUGAGGAAUCAGGAACUGGGAGAUUGGUACUUAAAUGUCUCCUUGUUCCUUCCUUUUCAACAACUCAACAGUCUCAUCUUGAUGGAUAAUCGUAUAGCUGGUUGGGUUGAGAAGAAAGGUGGUUAUGGGUUACAUAAAUUGAGCAAUUUGAAGAUCCUUGCCUUGGAAGAUAAUAGCUUCAAUAACAGUAUUCUAUCAUUCGUGGAGGGGCUUCCGUCUCUUAAAACACUAUAUUUAGAUUAUAAUAGACUGGAGGGGUUAAUAGAUUUGAAAGAAUCUUUGAGCAGCUUGGAGACCUUGGAUCUGGGCGGCAACAAUAUUAGCAAGUUGGUAGCCUCAAGAGGUCCAAGCAACUUGAGUACUCUAUGGCUGGAUAAUAUCACAACUUAUGGAAGUAGCUUCCAGUUACUGCAAUCAUUAGAAGCAUUCCCAAACCUCACGACACUUUAUAUGGGUUCCAAUGAUUUUAGAGGAAGAAUAUUAGGUGAUGGGUUGCAAAAUUUAAGCUCAUUGAAAAUGUUGUAUCUGGACGAUUGUUCUCUAGAUGAACACUCUCUUCAAAGCCUUGGAGCACUGUCUUCUCUAAAAAAUCUGUCAUUGCAAGAACUUAAUGGCAUUGUACCUUCUGGAGGGUUUCUUAAUCUCAAGAAUUUAGAAUACUUGGAUUUGAGUUCUAAUACUCUCAAUAAUAGCAUCUUCCAAACCAUCAGAACGGUGACCUCUCUUAAAACUUUAAUAUUGCGGAGUUGUAAUUUAAAUGGCCAAUUACCUACAACCCAAGGGUUUCUUAAUCUCAAGAAUUUAGAAUACUUGGAUUUGAGUUCUAAUACUCUCAAUAAUAGCAUCUUCCAAACCAUCAGAACGGUGACCUCUCUUAAAACUUUAAUAUUGCGGAGUUGUAAUUUAAAUGGCCAAUUACCUACAACCCAAGGCUUCCUUGAUCUCAAGAACUUGGAAUACUUGGAUUUGAGUUACAGUACUCUCAAUAAUAGCAUCUUCCAAGCCAUCGAAACGAUGACCUCUCUUAAAACUUUAAGGUUGCGGAGUUGUAAUUUAAAUGGCCAAUUACCUAUAACCCAAGGCCUUUGUGACUUAAAUCAUCUCCAAGAGCUAGUUAUGUAUGACAAUGAUCUCAGUGGUUUCUUGCCUCUGUGUCUGGCAAAUUUGACUUCCCUUCAACGACUAGAUCUCUCUUCCAAUCACUUGAAGAUCCCUAUGUCAUUGAGCCCAUUAUACAACCUUUCAAAACUCAAGUAUUUUGAUGGUUCAAGUAAUGAAAUAUAUGCAGAAGAAGAUGAUCAUAAUCUAAGACCAAAGUUCCAAUUAGAGUCUCUUUAUUUGAGUGGUCAUGGACAAGCUGCGGGAGCAUUUCCCAGGUUCCUUUACCAUCAGUUUAGCCUCCGAUAUUUGGAUCUUACAAACAUCCAAAUAAAGGGAGAGUUUCCAAGUUGGUUGAUUGAGAAUAACACAUACCUACAAGACCUUUCUUUAGAAAAUUGUUCUCUUUCGGGUCCAUUCUUGUUGCCAAAGAAUUCUCAUGUGAAUUUAUCAUUCUUAAGUAUAUCCAUGAAUCACCUCCAAGGCCAAAUCCCUUCAGAAAUCGGAGCUCGUUUGCCAGGGUUAGAAUUUUUAUCGAUGUCUGACAAUGGUGUCAAUGGAAGCAUUCCUUCCUCGUUGGGUAACAUUAGCUCGCUGCGAGUGUUAGACCUGUCCAACAAUGUUUUGACUGGACGAAUACUUUCGAACAACAGUUUGCAAGGACAGAUCCCUAUAUGGAUAUGGGAUAUGUCUUCUCUUGAGUUCUUGGACCUAUCAGGGAACAAUUUUUCUGGUCCUUUACCACCUACAAUCGGCACUUCUUCAAAUUUGAGAUAUAUUUAUUUGUCUAGAAAUAAGUUGCAAUGGCCGAUCACAAUGACAUUUAAUGGCUCCUUUCAGAUAUUGGCAUUAGAUCUUUCCCAUAAUAAUUUAACUGGUAGAAUUCCAGAAUGGAUUGGCGGGCUAUCUAACUUGAUAUUUCUACUCUUGAGUUAUAACAAUCUUGAAGGUGAAAUCCCAAUUCAAUUAUCUAGGUUGGACCAAUUAACCUUGAUUGAUCUUUCUCACAAUCACCUUUCUGGUAACAUCCUCUCUUGGAUGAUGUUUACUCAUCAUUACUUUGUUCUGUAUCCCUAUUAUUAUUAUGAUGUGUCCUCAUCACAACAAUCUUUCGAGUUUACAACGAAGAAUGUAUCCCUUUCUUAUAGAGGCAGCAUUCUGCGGUACUUCGCAGGACUUGAUUUCUCAUGCAACAAUUUCACAGGAGAGAUUCCUCCUGAAAUUGGAAACCUCGUCAUGAUCAAGGUACUGAACCUUUCGCACAACAGUUUGACUGGACCAAUUCCACCAACAUUUUCAAACUUAAAAGAAAUAGAGAGCUUGGAUCUUUCCUACAACAAAUUGGAUGGAGAAAUCCCACCUCAACUUACUGAACUAUUUUCUCUAGAGUUUUUCAGUGUGGCACACAAUAAUCUGUCCGGCAAGACUCCUGCGAGAGUUGCACAGUUUGCCACGUUUGAGGAGAGUAGCUACAAGGACAACCAUUUUCUUUGUGGAGAACCGCUACCCAAAAUAUGUGGUGCAGUUAUGCCACCAUCACCAACGCCACCUUCAACAAACAAUGAAGAUAAUGGUGGCUUCAUAGAUAUGGAGGUUUUCUAUGUGACCUUUGGGGUUGCAUACAUCAUGGUGCUGCUAGUAAUAGCUGCAGUUCUGUACAUAAAUCUAUAUUGGCGACAAGCUUGGUUUCACUUUAUCGAGGUGAGUAUCAACAAUUGCUAUUAUUUUCUGGUGGACAAUCUUCCCAUUUUAUCCAAGUUUGGAUUUUCAUAGCCUUGAUGGUACUAAGACUUGGUGCAUCGUUGUGUAUUCUAGUUUAAAGAUUUAAACAAGUUUAAAGGCAUGCUCAAGCGAUGUUGUAUUAAUUUAUACAGUUCCAUUCCGUUUUGUGGGCUUUUAUAUAGCAGGGGCUUUUCAA